AUGUUUACUUUAAAAUACUUUAGAAAGCUUGCUUUUGAAUGUACACGUGACAAAAAGAUUAGCGUCCGCUUUUUAAGCACAGAAAAUUAUACAUGUGGUGUUUCGAAAACAGAGUCGCCAUUAAAUUCCCACUUCAAACAUUACCUACAGUUGCCGCUGCCAGAGGAUAAGGUUUUUGCUACUUAUAUAUGGAUUGACGGUAGUGGAAUUACUAUGCGCUCAAAAGAUAAAAUUUUAGAAGAAGUUCCUUGUGAUUUGUCCAUGGUCCCGAAAUGGUCCUUUGAUGGAAGUUCGACGGGACAAGCAAAAACACACAAUUCUGAUACUUAUUUAAUACCUUCGGCUAUAUACAAAGACCCAUUUCGUAAAAACCCUCAUGUAAUUGUUCUUUGUGAAACGUACAACGGCGAUGGUUCUCCUACAUCUACCAACAAUAGGGUUCAUUGUGCUAAUAUUUUGAAUAAGAUAUCUGAACAAGAGCCAUGGUUUGGAAUAGAACAAGAGUAUACCAUGUUUGAUUCAGACUUGUGGCCAUUAGGUUGGCCAAAAUUACGCGGAUAUCCAGUAACAAAAGCACGAUACUCAUACUGUGGUAUAGGUGAGCACAUAGCAGGAAGAGAUUUGGUUGAAUGUCAUGCCAGAGCUUGUGUAUAUUCAGGUAUGAAUUAUGGGGGAUCAAACGCAGAAGUAAUGAAAGGUUCGUGGGAAUUUCAAAUAGGCACUACUUCUGGUAUUAAAGCUGCUGAUGAUUUAUGGGUUGGUCGAUAUUUACUUAAUAGAAUAGCUGAACACUUCGGGAUUAUCAUUAGUUAUCAUCCUAAGCCCAUGGGUAAAGAUCAUCCUGGCAUAGGCUGCCACCAUAACUUUAGUGUGGCUAAAAUGCGUGGUGAUGAAGGUAUAAAAGAAAUCGAAAGAGUUUGCAAAGUACUUUGUGAUAAACAUAAUACAACUAUGAAGAAAUAUGGACUUGAGGAUGGGGAAGAGAACAGGAAAAGAUUGACUGGAAAGUUUGAGACUGCAUCUUUCGAUAACUGCAAAUGGGGUAUUGCAGACCGCGGAGCAUCUAUAAGGCUUCCACGUUGCGUAGCCACCGAGCGAAAGGGCUAUCUAGAGGAUCGAAGGCCAGCAGGUGAUUGCGACCCGUACAGAGUUUGCACUGAGAUAGCAGAAACUUGUUUAUAA
Chilo suppressalis (striped riceborer) is the source of this 1182-nucleotide messenger RNA. The record is from the annotation of a GenBank genome assembly. Lineage: Eukaryota; Metazoa; Arthropoda; Insecta; Lepidoptera; Crambidae.